This is a messenger RNA of Penicillium macrosclerotiorum, 417 nucleotides long. RefSeq lists its product as uncharacterized. The transcript has a single exon. The record is from RefSeq and is a predicted model, not a curated record. Lineage: Eukaryota; Fungi; Ascomycota; Eurotiomycetes; Eurotiales; Aspergillaceae. The coding region runs from base 1 to 417 and encodes 138 amino acids.
AUGGGAACCGAAGAGCCUCUGGAUGGAACGGGAUCGAGCAGGGCUGAACAGACCGGAGAGGGACGGAGCGACAGUCGCGACAGUCGCAAUAAUCGAGUCGAGCUCCACGGAUCGCCUGUGCUAAAACCCCAUCAUCCGGGGUAUACUUCGCAUGCGCGGUCUCUCGCGCCCUGGCCCCGUCGCCCCUUCUACAUGCUCUCUCUACAGGCGCUUUACAUGACACGCGCGGCGGUUGUGCUGUGGCCGAGAACAGGUGAACGGGAUUCAUUGAACGCAUUUAAGGUUUGGGCGGCCGCCCGGUUCGGCAUGCGGCCGCCGGCUGUCACGCUGCGUUGCUUUUGUUUGGGUUGUGCUGGCGACUUCCCCCGAGAGGACCGGGACCUGCGCACUUCUGGAAAGGUCCAGACCUCCCCCUGA